Dipodomys ordii (Ord's kangaroo rat) is the source of this 2479-nucleotide messenger RNA. It is a transcript of the gene Lfng, whose product is annotated as LFNG O-fucosylpeptide 3-beta-N-acetylglucosaminyltransferase. Gene Ontology annotation, cellular component: membrane. The record is from RefSeq and is a predicted model, not a curated record. The transcript is spliced from 9 exons. The coding region runs from base 1 to 1875 and encodes 624 amino acids. Lineage: Eukaryota; Metazoa; Chordata; Mammalia; Rodentia; Heteromyidae. Gene Ontology annotation, biological process: regulation of Notch signaling pathway. Gene Ontology annotation, molecular function: O-fucosylpeptide 3-beta-N-acetylglucosaminyltransferase activity.
AUGGGACGAGGAGGCCGGAGUCGAGGGGACCCAGACGCAGCCCGGCGGAGAGCCGCCCCCAGCUGCAGUGCGGAGGCUGCGGCCGGCGGCAGAGGCUCCUCCUGCUCCCACUCCGGGGACCCUCGGCCGCUUCCGGGCCCGGAGCCCCUCGCCCUGGCUUCCCGCGCACAUUCCUGCGCCCCCGCUCGUGCAGGGGGGCGGCCCGGGCCCGUGGGAAGGGCCGGGGGCCGCGUGCCAGGGAGGCGGAGCAGGGAGGGCGCACAGCUGGGUCACAUCUGUCCCGAGCGCAUUAGGACCAAAUGGGACAGAAGGCCGCCUUUCAUCCUGAAAGGAAAGGGGGAGGCCUUAAGUUUCUCCUGGCUGUAUGGCGCCCGACGUUUUCGGGACCAAGCCCCACCCCACACCCCGUGCAGGGGGAGUGGGGUGCAUGUGCUUUCUCGCUGGACACUCGGGGCGGCCCCACCUGCGGCACAGGUGGCGAACACACCUCCAGCUCCAGCUCAUACCAAUGGAUCGGCCGCGGCCGCCCCAAGGGGUAGGAAGCCAGUCGCGGGAGAGGAAGUGCGCGCCUGCGGGGCGUCGGAGCCCGGAGCUCGAGUCCCAGCACCCGGGUCACCAGGCCCAGGGCGCGCCCCGCCGCGUGCAGCCGCGGCCGGCGUUAGCAGCCUGGGUGCCUUCCUCCCCACCCCGCCCCGCAUUCAGCGCAUCCGGUGCAGCGGAGACCGAGCCCCACGCCCCUCGGAGGUCCGCCGGGAGACGACCCGGCGGGGCGGGGCGUGCACGGGCGCAAAGGGGGCGGGGCCCUGGACCCCCCGGCGGGCCGUUCCCAGCCCCCCGCCGCGGCCCCCACGUGGGCGCUGCCGGGCUGGGAAGCAAUUCCGACGCCACGCCCACGGGGGGGGUGCCGCCCUCAGCGAGGAGCCAAUGAGCGCCUGGGGGCGUGGCCAGCGGGGAGGUUUAAGAGCGCCGAGCGCGGGCGGCGCGCAGCGCAGCUGGACCGGUCCACAGCCCGGGGGCGCGCCCCGAGCCGCCGACGGACAGCCGCGGCCCCCGGCCGAGCCGCUGACGCCCCGAGACGUCUUCAUCGCGGUCAAGACCACCCGAAAGUUUCACCGCGCGCGCCUCGAUCUGCUGCUGGAGACCUGGAUCUCGCGCCACAAGGAGAUGACAUUCAUUUUCACGGAUGGGGAUGAUGAAGAGCUGGCCAGGCACACGGGCAACGUGGUCAACACGAACUGCUCAGCCGCGCACAGCCGCCAGGCUCUGUCCUGCAAGAUGGCUGUGGAGUAUGACCGCUUCAUCCAGUCGGGGAGGAAAUGGUUCUGCCACGUGGAUGAUGACAACUACGUGAACCUGCGGGCCCUGCUGCGGCUACUGGCCAGCUUCCCGCACACCCAGGACGUGUACAUCGGCAAGCCCAGCCUGGACCGGCCCAUCCAGGCCACUGAGAGGGUCAGCGAGAACAAGGUGCGUCCUGUCCACUUCUGGUUUGCCACCGGCGGGGCUGGCUUCUGCAUCAGCCGAGGGCUGGCUUUGAAGAUGAGUCCCUGGGCCAGCGGCGGCCACUUCCUGAGCACAGCAGAGCGGAUCCGGCUUCCAGAUGACUGCACCAUUGGCUACAUCGUGGAGGCCCUAUUGGGCGUGCCCCUCCUCCGCAGCGGCCUCUUCCACUCCCACCUCGAGAACCUUCAGCAGGUGCCCACCUCGGAGCUCCAUGAGCAGGUGACGCUGAGCUAUGGCAUGUUUGAAAACAAGCGCAACGCUGUCCAUGUGAAAGGACCCUUCUCUGUGGAGGCCGACCCGUCUAGGUUCCGCUCCGUCCACUGCCGCCUGUACCCGGAUACACCCUGGUGUCCACGCAACACUGUCUUUUAGAAGCCAUGGCUGAGGCCCCAUCCCUGGGCACCCCUGGUAUCCAAAGGGCCCGGGGACCCAGGUCAUGCACCCUGGCCUUGGCAUUCAAGGCUCCCUGGGGCUGGGCCCGUGUGUGCCCACCCGCAGCUGACUGCUGGGCAGUCACGCCGGGUGAGGAGGGAGGGCAGGAUUGCCCUUGUGCGCUUGUGCAUGCUGGGCCAGCUGUGAAGUGGGGACUUUGGUAGUGAGGGGCUUGGGGGCCCUUCUGCAGGGGUGCACUCUGGUCCCAUCUGGAUCCCAGAGCUGUCAGUGACAGCUCUGCCCACUUCCAGGCCCAGAGCCUCGCGGUGACCCUCCAGCCUGCCAGCCGGGCUCCCCUCCCAGCCACCCUGUGUGUGUGGGAAGGGUCUUCCCGGCCCCCCACCCCCAGGUCCUGCCUUUGUCUCCCCCACAGUGGCGGGGGUGGCAGAGCCGAGCGUAGUGUCUCCUCUCCGAAGCAGAGGAGAGUUGCCCAUAGUGGGCGUGGCUGUACAUACUGUGACAGUAUUUUUUUACUGUGCUGGGUUUUUUGUUUUUGUUCUUCUUUGGCAAGGGGGAGGAUAAAAGGGUUGGGGUGGGGUGUUUG